Molecule: messenger RNA, 2345 nt
Organism: Lasiosphaeria miniovina
Lineage: Eukaryota; Fungi; Ascomycota; Sordariomycetes; Sordariales; Lasiosphaeriaceae
Exons: 6
Coding region: 287-2017 (576 amino acids)
Source: RefSeq, a predicted model, not a curated record
CUGAAAACUUCCAUUAAAGCCAACCUUGAUUGUCUGGCGGCUGUGCAUUGUAACCCGUAUACCAUCCGCGCAACUCAUCGUGCUUCAUCGCAACAAAAAGCCGGUCACGCGCACCCUGGGUUUUAGUCCUCCCUACACGCGAAGAACGCGUUAAGUUCUGCUUUCUGCAGCAACAACAUCAUCAAGCGCGCGCAACUCGAGACACACCUUCUUUUUCCUUGCCUUCGGUUGACAACUCCACACGACAAACCGCCACACCGGCUCUCACUCGACCUUCCCUAUCGACAUGUCUAGCGACGCCAGCCCAAAGGCGCCUGCCGCCGACGCCGCGUCAAAGGACGUCUCGCCUGCUGCUGCCGAGUCUAGCGAUCAAGCCACUGCCCCCGUUGCGUCAAAGGUGGCCGACGCUGAGGCCGCGCCCGCGCCCGCGCCUGCCAAGGCUCCCGCGUCAGACGAAUCUGAGAAAGCCGUUAAAGCCGCCGACAAAACUGCCGAAAACCCUGUCGACAAGCCCAACGUCGAAAUGGCAGACGACGCCGCGCCGGCUGCGGUCGAAACAGAGUCAGGUUCCGCCGAGCAAGAUGCUGCCACCGCUCCUGCGGACGCGUCGGCUGCGACUCCGACGCCCAGCAAGAAGAGGGUAGCCCCGCGCAGAUCAGUAGGAAGCUCUGAGUCAAAGGGCAAAAAGCUCAACAAGAAGGCUUCCAAGGCCAGGAUCACGCACCUGGACGCGCAGCCGGGCGACCACUUCUUCGUGAAGCUCAAGGGGUUCCCCCAAUGGCCUGUCAUCAUCUGCGAUGAAGACAUGCUGCCCUUCUCCCUCCUCAAGUCUCGACCAGUCACCGCCAAACGCCCCGACGGUACCUACCGCGAGGAUGUCGCCGACGGUGGCAAAAAGGCCGCCGACCGCACAUUCCCGGUCAUGUAUCUCCAUACCAACGAAUUUGGCUGGGUCCCGAACACGGACCUAAUUGACCUAGAUCCUGCGACCGUCAAGGACAUGAAGACUGAUCUCAAGAGGAAAGAUCUGCAGGCUGCGCACGAAUUGGCAUCGCAAAACAACGGCCUAACCUUCUACAAGGACCUGCUGCACCAGUAUCAAGAGGAGUUGCUCCAGCAAGAAGAGGCAGAAGAAAAGGCCAAGGCCGCGAAAGCCGCCACACCUAACAAAAAGAAAAUCAAGGUCGUUUCUUCUGCCGACGACGAGGAUAUCGAGAUGCCUGAUGCAGCCGAUGAGGAGACUACCCCGGUCAAGGAGAAGAAGACCAAGAAGCGCAAGGCUGAAGAAAUCGUCGAGACACCACAGCGCACCGACUCUGUGAAGAAGCCCAAGAUAAAGUUGACGACGAGCUCGACACCAAAGGCGCCCAACGGAACAGCUUCUGCAUCAAAGCAAGCUAAGAGCGCAAGCGAGAAGAAGCCUGCAAAGUCCAAGGCCGCUAAGCCCAAGGAAGCUGAAGAGAAGAAGGUGGAGAAGGAAGUGGUGACGCCGAAGGAGCCCGAGGUGUCCCCUGAAGAGAAGCACGCGCGGAAAGAGAAAGAAGUUCUGUUCCUCCGUCACAAGCUGCAAAAGGGCCUCCUUACGCGGGAUCAAGAGCCCAAGGAAGAGGAGAUGGAGAUCAUGUCAGAAUACGUGCUCAAGCUGGAGGGAUUGCCGGACCUUGAAGUUAGCAUCAUUAAGGCCACAAAGAUAAACAAGGUGCUGAAGGCGAUCCUGAAGCUAGACAACAUCCCGAAGGAGGAAGAAUUCAAGUUCAAGCCGCGCUCGCAGGCGCUCUUGGACAAGUGGAACAAGCUCCUCGCUGCUGACGGCGCGCCAAGCGCACCUGCUGCGUCCGAGGGGACCAAUGGAGUCAACGGCACAUCUAAGGAAACCAAGACCAACGGCGUCAAGGCUUCCGAACCUGAAAAGACUAAGGAGGAUUCAGCUCCUGCGGCGAAGAGCGACGAGAAACCGGCUGGCAAGCCUGCUGCCGAAGAUACUAAGGCCCCAGCAGCAGUUGAGGCGUCGGCUUAGCUGCCUCGAUCAAGUCGCCCGCGGCACUAUUUACUUGCCUGUGGAGGGAUAAAAUGAGGUCUUUUGACCCAGCAGAAUUACAGCUGCUCAUGACUUGAAUGCGGGUUUGGCCGAUUUGCUCGGCUCAAGCAACGAGAGGGGGCGUCACUCGCCCACCACGUCCCAGCCCGGCUCGAAUGUCCUGAUUCGCAGCAGCAGCAGCACAUGGAGGCAAUACCUCUGGGCGUGGUUCCCAGACACACAAGAUCGUCUUUUUUUCCUAUAUUUCUGUAAAACUAGGCGGUUUUUCUUUGCUCUUGCUUGCACAUGACCAUUUUUUUUCUCGGAG